Messenger RNA from Humulus lupulus (European hop), 2001 nucleotides. RefSeq lists its product as uncharacterized. The transcript is spliced from 2 exons. Gene Ontology annotation, biological process: proteolysis. Bases 130 to 1548 code for a protein of 472 amino acids. The record is from RefSeq and is a predicted model, not a curated record. Gene Ontology annotation, molecular function: cysteine-type peptidase activity. NCBI's taxonomy places the organism in Eukaryota, Viridiplantae, Streptophyta, Magnoliopsida, Rosales, Cannabaceae.
UACGAUAUUGUUAUGUUAUGGGUACGAUAUGGGUACGAUAAUUGCAUGAUAUGGGUACGAUAUGGGUACGAUUGGGGUACGAUAGUUUACCAAUUGACAUGAUAUAUUGUUUUACUUUCCAAUCUAAAUAUGCAUUGUUUUUUGUGGCAGUUGACAGUAUACCCCUACCUGUGUGCCCGACCUGCUGAAGAACAGUAUGUGAGGACCCUUACAGACAAUGAAGCCCCAUUGUAUGUGGACAUGGGGUUAGAGGAACUAGAGGUGGGUCCCGAUGGACAGCCUACACAGGAAGCCUUACAGAGCCAGGCUGAAAAGCUUGCUGAAAAGUUAGCUAAGCAAGCAGAAGCAGCAAAUAUUUUUAAGGAGGUUCCACCAGCUCAACCUGAGGCACCUGAGGUUCCCCCAUCAACACCUCAUGCCAGCACCUCCUCCCAAGCUGAGCAACCAGGCUACUCUAUGAUUUUGGCCAGGUUGGAAAAGGUUGAAGGGCAACAAAGUGCCCUUAUUAAAGGUCAGUCCGAGAUCUUGGGUCAAUUGCAGAAGCUUAUGACAAUGAUGGAAGAUCUUAGUAGGCCAGUUCCAGAUCCACACCCUCAGUCCACUGAAGAAGGCCCUCAGUCUCCUGUAGAUGAAGACAUUCUCCCUAACGAUUACAGACCUGAUGAUGUAGAUGAUCACAUUUUUCGCACACCAGAGGAUAUGCAAAUUACUGUAAUCGGAGAUACUGAAGAUUCUGAAGUACAAUUCUUAAACAUAGCUCCACCAGCACCGGAGAAGAGGAGAGAAAGAAAGAGGCCUAGGUGGUUCGAUGAGUACACUGCAAUGAGGAAAAGGAAUAAGAAAUCGAAGACAGCAGUGAAUGUGGAUCCAUUGAGGGUUGUUGAUGGUAAAUUACUUAUGACCUUUCACAAGUGGUUGCUUGGCACCAUUGGGAAUAAAUAUCCGAGGGAAUGCUUCUCAGGGACACACGAUGCUGCUUGGUUCCUGAAACUGCAUACUCCGAGGACAUGGCUUUCUGACUCUCAUUUAGAUGCAGCAUUUCAUCUCAUGAGGAGGCGUCUAGAAUUUUAUCCUAACGUGUACCCUCAGAAAUGUGUUGUUAUGCCUACAAUUUUUCCCGAAUCAUUGAAGGGUCGGUGGGACGCUUUUCCAGGUUCUGACUACUCUAGAUUUAGUUGGGAUGACAGUAUAUUGGACCUGGUUAGGGGUGAUGCAGUCCAGUUCUUACCGAGUUGGCAGAACAAGGAGUUCAUUUAUUUUGCCCUCUUCUUGAAAGACCAAAUGCAUUGGGUAGCUGUAGAGGCAGACCUGAAUGGGUGGAUGCUCAACAUCUUUGACUCCAGUAUUGGAUCAAUUUCCGAAAACGAUUUGAUCAGCUUGAUGGUUGACUGGUGUACCAUUUUCCCGUCGGUCUUGCGACAGUCCGGUUUAUUUGAGAACCAUGACGUUAUACUCGCGCCUCAGUUGACAGCAUCAGAGAGUCAGGUCAGACCCUUCGAUUGGAAACUCAUUCCACGUGAAUUCGUACCGCAAACAAAAUCCAGGUGAACUUUAUUAAAUAUCACAUAUUAAUUAUUAUUUCUUAAUUACAAAACUUUAUUAAAUUAUUGUUUAUUUUCUAAUGCAGUGGCGAUUGCGGAUGUUACGUAAUUGAGCAUAUUGAACAUAAGCUUCUACAACUACCAUUUGAUAAUGUAACUGACAAUAAUAUGAAACUUUUUAGGCAAAGGUGGUGUGUAGACUUAUUCUACCAAAACUUAUGUUGAACGGUCUUAAUUUUUUUGAAUUGUAUAAUUUUUUUGAUUGCUCUUUUUGUAAUUACUACAUUUUAAUGUGCUUAAUCUUUGCAUCGUACUAUCAUCGAUCACUAUCGUACUCUAUCGUACCCUCACUUGCCUCACAAAUUUCACGAACAGUCCUGAAACCAUACCAUCGUACCAUUAUCGGACAAAUAUCGUACAUUAUCGUACCCUAAUGUCGUACAUUAACUAUCGUACUACA